AUGGCUCCCAACAGACUGAUCGAAGACUUGUCUGCUCACCACAAUCUACCUGCCAUGGCCAGUGACGCGGAACCUCCUGACACGCUGGACAUUACGAUGGGCGAGUCGGAUGAGGAGGAUAGUAUCGCUGAGCCCCGUCGUCCACUCAUUUCGGAUCUCCUUGACUCUCCUGGAUCUGCCCAGAUCUCCUUGCCUCUCCACUCUGCUUCUCAGACACCCCUCACGCCCCGCCACACUACCCCGUCCCUGGCAGCUCCAUUUGCGCCAUCCAACUCGCCACAUGAGCAUCUUCACCGCCAUGCCUCGCCAAAGGUACAGGCGUCAUCUGGAUCUGUGGCGCCUGUGGAGGGAAGUCGCGCACUUAUUCCUGACCCUCUGGCGCCAGCUUGGGAUGAAAGUCGUGGCAGUUCGCCAAUCCAUAGGCGUGCACUCAUCUCAGAUUCCACCCCCACUGCGCCCGGUGGAAUGUUCGACUUCGACACUCCUGGCAUCUCGCCAAUCCCUCGACGCGCCCUGUUGGAAGCUACUCCCCUUCCUCCACCAGCUCACACUUUCGACUUUCGCACUCCUGACACCUCCCAACUCCCUCGAUGA
Messenger RNA from Sparassis crispa, 594 nucleotides. RefSeq lists its product as hypothetical. The record is from RefSeq and is a predicted model, not a curated record. The coding region runs from base 1 to 594 and encodes 197 amino acids. NCBI's taxonomy places the organism in Eukaryota, Fungi, Basidiomycota, Agaricomycetes, Polyporales, Sparassidaceae. The transcript is spliced from 2 exons.